CAGAUCAUGCUAUCUGGGACCUGUUGUUCACUGCAAUACGAGGAUCUGCAGCCAGCUGGCACCAUAGAAACUUAAGCUACGAGGAUCAGAGUACUACACUGCAAGUGCUUCAUAGGACAUUGUACCUAUAGACAAUCACAAGAUAACUGCUUCCUCUUUCUUCACCCUCAAAAAAAUGGACAACACUACAAAUUUCUAUUUGACACCAAAUACCACCAAACGAGUGUGGGGCGUUACUGCAAAUAUCUAUGACAACACUAUUGAAAAUCCCACGUAUAUGGAUUACGAAGAUGUCUCAGACAAUGCAGGAAUCUCUGUCCUUCAUGUUUUCUCUAUGGUGAUCUACUCUUUGGCUUUUCUACUGGGGACAACAGGAAAUGGCCUGGUCAUCUGGUUCAGUGUCUUCCGGAUGAAAAAGACAGUCAACGUCAUGUGGUUCUUAAAUCUGGCGAUAGCUGAUUUUAUCUUCACAUUUUUUCUCCCCUUGAGCGUUGUCUACAUUGCUCUUGGUUUUCAUUGGCCCUUUGGAAGAUUUAUUUGCAAGUUGAACAGUACAGUUGCCUUUCUCAAUCUAUUUGCCAGCGUCUUCUUGCUCACCGUUAUCAGUAUAGAUCGCUGUAUUUCUGUCAUUUUUCCUGUUUGGUGUCAGAACCAUCGAACCCCAAGACUGGCUUCCAUUGUUGUCCUGUGUGUUUGGAUCUUGGCUUUUAUUUUCAGUUUACCUUACUUUAUAUUUAGAGAUACCUUUCUACACAAUGGGAGAGUGUUCUGUUUUAACAACUUUGCUGAGGAUGAAGGAGACCUGUUUAUAUCAAGACAUAGGGACACUGUGAUAAUGAGAUUCAUUGUAGGCUUUGCUAUUCCUUUCUCCAUCAUUAUAUUAUGUUACACGGUGCUUGUACUACGUAUCCAAAGAAAUCACAUUACCACAUCUACCAAGCCAUUCAAAAUUAUUGUAGCUGUCAUCAUUUCAUUCUUUGUCUGCUGGUUUCCUUAUCAUGUCUUUUCCUUCCUUGAAUGGUCUGCAAGCUAUGGGGCAGAUCUCAGUGAUGUGCUACAAGUUGGAAUUCCACUUACCUCCAGCCUGGCAUUCAUUAACAGCUGCGUUAAUCCUUUUCUCUAUGUCUUCAUUGGUCGAGAUUUCAAGGAUAAAUUCUGGACAUCUUUCCAGUCUAUAUUUGAGAGAGCUUUCACUGAGGAUUCUCUGCAAGCAGAUUUACAGUCUAAGAGCAAGUCUACCUCUGACUCUCAGCUGGUCUAAGAUGAAACCAGAGGAUACUGUAGGUAAUUACCCACAGCACAGAGCUUUAUUCCAUCAUUUUUUUAUGUACUGUACAUAUUUUUUCCAAGAUAGCUGCAUCCAGUUAUAAUUUCCUCUUUUAUCCAAGACUACCUUAUCUGCCUGAAAUGUUUCACAAUUACCUCUGUGUUGAUAUUUCAGCAAAUUAUCAGUGAGAUUUAAAGCAACAUUUUUAUGUAAGGUUAAACAAACCUGAUUUAAUACAUUGGCAUCAGCAAUAAGACUCUCCCCUAGUCUCCAAAACUUCAAGCGUUCCCCCAAAAACUCACCUCUUCAGGCUGGCUUAUCACAUUCCAGAACCACUCACUCAACCUUCAUAAGCUUUUCUAUCCAGUUACAUCCCAUCUAUACAGUCCACACAUAUCCUCACAUAUUUUCUCUCUUCACUCUCCCAUCCUCCUGACCCCUGGCCAACAUCACUGAGUGACCUUAUCAAACAGCCCACCAAGAACCUUUGAAAUCUGGUGGACAAUUAUGCAAUAGAUAGCACCUAUCCUUGUGUAUCAAUGCCUAUUUCCCAAUAGAUUGUAAAGCUUAUGAGCAGGGCCUUCCUACCUCUAUGACUGUUUGUUAUUACCCAGUUUUGUUUUAUUAUUUUUGUUUCCAAUUGUAAAGUGCAAUGGAAUUUGCUGCGCUACAUAAGAAACUGUUAAUAAAUAAAUAAAUAAAUAAAAAGUA
Pseudophryne corroboree (corroboree frog) is the source of this 1978-nucleotide messenger RNA. Its product is annotated as chemerin-like receptor 2. Gene Ontology annotation, biological process: inflammatory response; complement receptor mediated signaling pathway; phospholipase C-activating G protein-coupled receptor signaling pathway. Bases 176 to 1261 code for a protein of 361 amino acids. Gene Ontology annotation, cellular component: plasma membrane. Gene Ontology annotation, molecular function: complement receptor activity; G protein-coupled receptor activity. The transcript is spliced from 3 exons. NCBI's taxonomy places the organism in Eukaryota, Metazoa, Chordata, Amphibia, Anura, Myobatrachidae. The record is from RefSeq and is a predicted model, not a curated record.